AUGGCGGCCUCCAGGAUGGCCUCACGGUCUCCUCGGGACAUUGCCAACGUGAUGCAAAGACUGCAAGAUGAGCAAGAGAUAGUACAAAAACGUACUUUCACAAAAUGGAUCAACUCUCAUCUGUCCAAGCGGAAACCCCCACUGGUGAUAGAUGAUCUUUUUGAAGACAUGAAAGAUGGUGUUAAGCUGCUUGCUCUUCUGGAGGUCCUGUCUGGGCAGAAACUGCCAUGUGAACAAGGACGCCGUAUGAAGCGAAUCCACGCUGUAGCUAAUAUUGGCACAGCACUCAAGUUCCUUGAAGGAAGGAAGAUUAAAUUAGUCAACAUUAACUCCACUGAUAUAGCUGAUGGCCGACCUUCAAUAGUUCUUGGAUUGGUGUGGACCAUUAUUCUGUAUUUCCAGAUUGAGGAGUUGACCAGCAACCUGCCACAGCUGCAGUCUUUGUCAGGCAGCACAUCCUCUGUGGACAGCAUGGUUAGCGCUGAGACCGCCAGCCCCCCAAGUAAACGGAAAGUGGCCACCAAGCUCCAAGGAAAUGCUAAGAAGGCUUUAUUAAAGUGGGUUCAGUACACAGUAGCCAAGCAGACGGGAAUAGAAGUAAAAGACUUUGGGCGGAGCUGGAGAAGUGGAGUCGCCUUCCAUUCCAUCAUCCAUGCCAUUCGACCAGAACUAGUGGACUUGGAGAGAGUGAAAGGGAGACCUAACCGGGAAAACCUGGAGGAGGCUUUCACUAUUGCUGAAACAGAACUAGGAAUCCCAAGACUACUGGAUCCUGAAGAUGUUGAUGUGGAUAAACCAGAUGAGAAGUCUGUUAUGACUUAUGUAGCCCAGUUUCUGAACCAUUACCCUGACAUCCACAAUACAGGCACUGAUGGGCAAGAGAAUGACAGAGAAGACAGGCUAAUUUUGAAGGAAACAAAAGUUUGGAUAGAACAAUUUGAAAGAGAUUUGACAAGGGCACAGAUGACAGAAUCAAAUUUGCAAGAUAAAUAUCAGUCAUUCAAGCACUUCAGAGUUCAAUAUGAAAUAAAAAGGAAACAGAUUGAACAUUUAAUACAACCGGUACAUAGAAACGGUAAACUGUCACUUGACCAAGCGUUGGUAAAACAAUCCUGGGACAGAGUGUCCUCCAGGCUCUUUGAUUGGCAUAUACAGCUUGAUAAAUCUCUCCCUGCACCUCUGGGCACCAUAGGUGCCUGGUUAUACAGAGCAGAGGUGGCCCUGAGAGAGGAAAUUACCAUUCAGCAGGUCCAUGAGGAAACGGCCAACACAAUACAACGGAAACGUGAGCAACACAAGGAUCUGCUUCAAAACACAGAUGCCCACAAAAGAGCAUUCCAUGAAAUCUACCGGACCAGGUCUGUUAACGGGAUCCCAGUGCCACCUGAUCAAUUAGAGGACAUGGCCGAGAGGUUUCAUUUUGUUUCCUCCACAUCAGAGCUACACUUAAUGAAAAUGGAAUUUCUAGAAUUAAAGUACCGUCUGCUCUCACUGCUGGUUCUUGCAGAGUCAAAGCUGAAAUCUUGGAUCAUCAAGUAUGGGAGGAGAGAGUCAGUGGAGAUGCUUCUGCAAAACUACAUUUCUUUUAUAGAAAAUACCAAGUUCUUUGAACAGUAUGAAGUGACAUACCAAAUCUUGAAACAGACAGCAGAGAUGUACAUCCAAGCUGACGGUUCAGUGGAAGAAGCCGAGAAUGUGAUGAAAUUCAUGAACGAAACCACUGCCCAGUGGAGGAACCUCUCAGUAGAAGUUAGGAGCGUGCGGAGCAUGCUGGAAGAAGUAAUCGCUAACUGGGAUCGAUAUGGCAAUACUGUGGCCAGUCUUCAGGCCUGGUUAGAGGAUGCAGAGAAAAUGCUAAAUCAGUCAGAGCAUGCCAAAAAGGAUUUUUUCCGAAAUUUGCCUCACUGGAUACAGCAGCACGCUGCCAUGAAUGAUGCGGGCAAUUUUCUAAUUGAAACAUGUGAUGAGAUGGUUUCCCGAGAUCUUAAACAGCAAUUACUAUUGCUCAAUGGGCGAUGGAGGGAGUUGUUCAUGGAAGUCAAGCAAUAUGCUCGGGCUGAUGAAAUGGACAGAAUGAAGAAGGAGUACACAGACUGUGUUACUGUCCUGUCUGAUUUUGCAAAUGAAGCCCAUAAGAAACUUUCUGAACCCUUAGAAGUCUCUUUUCUUAAUGUCAAGUUAUUAAUUCAAGACUUGGAGGACAUUGAGCAGAGGGUACCUGUAAUGGAUGCUCAAUACAAGAUGAUUACAAAGACUGCACACCUCAUUACCAAAGAGAGCUCCCAAGAAGAAGCUAAUGAAAUGUUUGCAACCAUGUCUAGGCUCAAAGAACAGCUGACCAAGGUCAAAGAAUGUCACUCACCACUCCUUUAUGAGUCUCGACAGCUGUUGAUACCAUUGGAAGAAUUAGAAAAGCAGAUGACACUCUUUUAUGACUCACUUGGGAAAAUCAAUGAAAUUUUAACAGUUCUUGAGCAUGUGGCACAAUCUAGUGCUCUUUUUAAACAGAAACAACAGGAACUGUCAGCUUGUCAAGAAAGCUGUAAGAAAACCAUGACACAAAUUGAGAAAGGCAGUCAAAAUGUUCAAAAAUUCGUGACCUUGAGCAGUUUGUUAAAGCAUUUUGAUCAGACAAAGCUGCACAGACAGAUUGCAGAUGUCCAUGGUGCUUUCCAGAAUAUGGUGAAGAAAAUUGGAGACUGGAAGAAACAUGUGGAAACCAAUAGUCGCUUGAUGAAAAAAUUUGAGGAGUCUCGAGCAGAGUUAGAGAAGGUGCUGCGGAUUGCUCAGGAGGGCCUGGAGGAAAAGGGAAACCCAGAAGACCUCCUGAAGAGACAUACCGAGUUUUUCAGUCAGCUGGAUCAGAGAGUGCUCAAUGCUUUCCUGAAAGCUUGCGACGAGCUCACCGACAUUCUCCCUGAGCAGGAACAGCAGGGCCUGCAGGAAGCCGUUAGAAAGCUCCAUAAACAGUGGAAGGAUCUUCAAGGAGAAGCCCCAUAUCAUUUGCUUCAUCUGAAGAUUGAUGUGGAGAAGAAUAGAUUCUUAGCUUCUGUAGAAGAAUGCAGAACUGAGCUGGAUCGAGAGACCAAGCUGGUGCCCCAGGAAGGCAGUGAAAAGAUCAUUAAAGAGCACAGGAUUUUCUUCAGUGACAAGGGUCCUCAUCAUCUUUGUGAGAAAAGGUUACAGCUUAUUGAAGAACUGUGUCUGAAACUCCCAGUCCGGGACCCAGUAAGGAACACACCUGAAACCUGUCACGCGACUCUCAAAGAGCUCAGAGCUACCAUUGAUACCACCUACAUGAAGCUUGUGGAAGACCCAGACAAGUGGAAGGACUACACUAGCAGAAUUUCUGAGUUCUCAUCUUGGAUAUCUGCAAAGGAGACACAGUUGAGAGGGUUUAAGAGUGAACCCUUCGAUACUGCCAACCAUGGAGAGAUUAAAUGUGCUGUAGAGGAGAUCAGAAAUGGUGUUACCACAAAAGGCGAGACGCUCAACUGGCUGAAAUCCAGGCUUAAAAUUUUAAUUGAAGUUUCUUCUGAGAAUGAAGCCCGAAAGCAAGGAGAUGAACUGGCAAAAUUAUCUAGUUCUUUCAAGGCUCUUGUAGCUUUGUUAUCAGAGGUUGAAAAGAUGUUAAGCAACUUCAGGGACUGUGUCCAGUACAAAGAAAUAGUGAAAAGUUCCCUUGAAGAGUUAAUUUCUGGCUCUAAAGAAGUCCAGGAGCAGGCUGAGAAGAUCCUGGACACUGAAAAUUUGUUUGAAGCACAGCAGUUACUUCUUCAUCACCAGCAAAAGACAAAGAGGAUUUCGGCAAGGAAGAGAGAUGUGCAGCAAAAUAUAGCGCAGGCUCAGCAGGGCGAAGGUGGGCUGCCCGGCCAAGUCCGGGAGGAGCUGCGGAAGCUGGAGAGCACCCUGGACAGCAUGGAGCACAGCAGAGAGAAGCAGGAACGCCGCAUCCAGGUCACAUUAAGAAAGUGGGAGCGAUUUGAAACAAACAAAGAGACAGUGGUCAGAUACCUUUUUCAAACAGGUUCCAGUCAUGAGCGCUUCUUGAGUUUUAGCAGUUUGGAAAGUUUGUCUUCAGAAUUGGAACAGACAAAGGAGUUUUCUAAACGAACAGAAGGUAUUGCAGUCCAGGCUGAAAAUCUUGUGAAGGAAGCUUCUGAGAUACCACUUGGUCCCAAGAAUAAGCAGCUGCUUCAGCAGCAGGCCAAGUCAAUCAAAGAGCAAGUCAAAAAAUUAGAAGACACACUUGAAGAAGAUAUUAAAACCAUGGAAAUGGUGAAAAACAAGUGGGAUCAUUUUGGCAAUAAUUUUGAGACCCUGUCCAUCUGGAUAACUGAGAAAGAAAAAGAACUCAAUGCCUUGGAAACUUCGUCAUCUGCCAUGGACAUGCAAAUCCACCAGAUUAAGGUCGCAAUUCAGGAAAUAGAAAGCAAGAUCAGCAGCAUUACAGAAUUAGAAGAAGAAGCUCAGUCUUUCGCUCAGUUUGUCACCACUGGAGAAUCUGCUCGAAUCAAAGCCAAGCUGACACAAAUAAGAAGGUACUGGGAAGAACUCAGAGAGCAUGCACAGUGUUUGGAAGGAAAAAUCCUGGGACAUUUAUCUCAGCAGCAAAAGUUUGAAGAGACUCUUAGAAAGAUCCAGAAGUCUGUGUCUGAGUUUGAGGAUAAACUUGCUGAUCCAAUUAAAAUAUGUUCUUCAGCCACAGAAACAUACAAAGUUCUCCAAGAACAUAUGGAUCUCUGCCAGGCCCUGGAGGUGCUGCGCAGUGCGGUGGCCACCACCUCAGCCAGUGCCCAGAAGGUCGCCAACAGAAGCUCCUCCAUUCAGGAGGCAUCAGCCCUGCAGGUGAGGUACAAGGAGACACAGACUCGGGCCAAGGAGAGGCAGACUGUGCUGGAGAACCUGCUGGCCCACUGGCAGAGGCUAGAGAAAGAAUUAUCAACCUUUUUAACCUGGUUAGAGCGGUGUGAAGCAAUAGCCAGUUCCCCAGAAAUGGACAUUUCUGCAGACAGAGUCAAAGUGGAGAGUGAACUUCAAUCAAUACAGGCACUGCAAAAUGAAGUUGUAUCCCAGGCCUCAAUCUAUAGCAACCUUUUGCAAUUGAAGGAAUCACUAUUCUCAGUGGCCUCCAAAGAUGAUGUGAAAAUGAUGAAAGUACAUUUGGAGCACUUGGAUGAGAGAUGGAGAGAUUUGCCACAGAUAAUUAGCAAAAGGAUUACUUUUCUUCAGUCUGUGGUCGCUGAACACCAGCAAUUUGAUGAACUGCUGCUUUCCUUUUCUGUCUGGAUUAAGCUGUUUCUCAGUGAAUUACAAACUACUUCUGAAAUAAGCAUAACAGACCAUCAAGCAGCAUUUACUCGGCACAAGGACCACGCAGCAGAAGUAGAGAGCAAAAAGGAAGAACUACAGAGUCUACAGGACCACCUAGUGAAGCUGGGUGCUCUGGGUCAAGCUGAGAGCCUCCACCUCCUCCAGGGCAAGGCAGAGGACUGUUUCCAGCUGUUGGAGGAGGCCAGCCAGGUCGUGGAAAGGCGGCAGCUUGCCCUGUCCCAGUUGGCUGAAUUCCUACAGAGCCACGCCUCGCUAUCAGGGGUUCUCAACCGGCUGAGGCACACAGUGGAAGCAACUGACAGUAUGAAUAGGAAACAGACUGAUUUAUUAGAAAAGGACCUAAAUCAUGCAAUUCAAGACGCUAAAACAUUGGAAUCUGCAGCCAUCAGUCUUGACAGCCUUCUCGCCAAAGCUCAAUACCAUCUUAAAAGUGGAAGUUCUGAGCAAAGGACUUCCUGCAGAACGACAGCUGAUCACCUCUGUUCUGAAUUAGAGAGAAUCCAGAACCUUCUGGGUACAAAGCAGAGUGAGGCAGAUGCCCUGGCAGUAUUGAAGAAAGCAUUCCAAGACCAGAAAGAGGAGUUGCUGAAAAGCAUUGAGGACAUCGAAGAAAGGACAGACAAAGAGAGACUGAAGGAGCUGACCCGCCAAGCUCUUCAGCAGAGGUUGAGAGUCUUUAAUCAGCUGGAAGACGAAUUGAAUUCUCAUGAACACGAACUAUGUUGGUUGAAAGACAAAGCUAAACAAAUUGCUCAGAAAGAUGUAGCCUUUGCAUCUGAAGUCGAUAGGGAGGUAAACCGCUUAGAGGUUACCUGGGAUGAUACCAAAAGACUAAUUCAUGAAAACCAGGGUCAAUGCUGUGGACUUAUUGACUUAAUGAGGGAAUAUCAGAACUUCAAGUUGGCUGUAUCUAAAGUCCUAGAAAAUGCCAGCAAUGUGAUUGCAACAAGAACUACUAUAAAAGAUCAGGAGGAUCUUAAAUGGGCUUUAUCCAAGCAUGAAACUGUCAAGAAUGAAAUGUGUAAUAAACAGAAAGAAUUGGAUAACUUUACCAGUAAUGGAAAACAAUUGUUAUCUGAGCUGAAAAAAAUUCACAGUAGUGAUUUCAUCUUGGUGAAAACAGACAUGGAGAGCACUGUGGAUAGAUGGCUGGAUAUAUCAGAGAAAAUUGAGGAAAACAUGGAUAGGCUGAGGAUAAGCCUGACCAUUUGGGCUGAUGUACUUUCAAGUAAAGAUGAGAUCGAUGGAUGGUCCAAUAGUUCUGUUCCACAGUUGACCGAAAGCAUCAGCAACCUGAAUAACAGCCUCAGAGCAGAAGAAUUCCUUAAAGAGUUUGAGUCUGAAGUUAAAAACAAAGCCUUGAGAUUGGAAGAACUUCAUUGCAAAGUUAAUGAUCUUAAAGAAUUAACUAAAAAUCCAGAAACACCACCAGACCUUCAGUUUAUAGAAGCAGACCUAAGGCAGAAACUGGAGCAUGCCAAAGAAAUUACUGAAGAAGCAAAAGGAACCUUGAAAGAUUUCACUGCUCAGAGUACACAGGUGGAGAAAUUUAUUAGUGACAUAACGAGCUGGCUGACAAAAGUAGAAGAAUCAUUGAAGAAUUGUGCCCAGACUGAGACAUGGGAAGGGCUGAAAAAAGUAAAGGAAAUGCAAAAGGAACUUCAAAGUCAGCAAAGCAACAUCAGCUCCACCCAAGAAAAUCUCAACAGUCUGUGCCGCAAGUACCAUUCUGUUGAGUUGGAGGGCCUGGGCAGUGCUCUGACGGGGCUCAUAAAGAACCACGAAGCUGUGACCCAGCUGUGCUCCAAAACACAGGCCAGCCUUCAGGAUUCUCUGGAGAAGCACUUCAAUGAGUCUAUGCAGGAAUUCCAAGAGUGGUUUUCUGGGAUAAAGGCGGCAGCAAAAGAAUCAUCUGAUCGAACUGGCGACAGCAAAGUUCUAGAGGCAAAGCUCCAUGAUCUUCAGAACAUUCUGGACUCCAUCAGUGAUGGGCAGAGCAAGCUUGAUGCUGUGACUCAAGAAGGACAAACUUUAUAUGCACAUGUGUCUAAACAAAUUGUCAGCAGCAUUCAGGAACAAAUUACAAAGGCUAAUGAAGAAUUUCAAGCAUUUCUGAAACAAUGCCUUAAAGAUAAGCAGGCUCUUCAAGACUGUGCUUUAGAACUUGGAAGCUUUGAGGAUCAGCAUAGAAAACUGAACUUAUGGAUCCAUGAAAUGGAUGAAAGGUUAAGUACAGAAAACUUAGGAGAGAGUAAGCAGCACAUUCCUGAGAAGAAGAAUGAAGUCCAUAAAGUUGAAAUGUUUCUAGGAGAACUAUUGGCUGCAAGAGAAUCUCUGGAUAAGCUUUCCCAGAGAGGGCAGCUUCUCAGUGAAGAAGGCCACGGUGCUGGGAAAGAAGGACGCCUGUGCUCCCAGCUCCUCACGAACUACCAGAACUUACUCAGAAUGACCAAAGAGAGACUGCGGAGCUGCCAGGUGGCCCUGCAGGAGCAUGAGGCCUUGGAGGAAGCCCUGCAGAGCAUGUGGUCCUGGGUGAAAGGCAUUCAAGACAGACUGACCGCUGCAGAGAGCACCGUUGGAAGCAAAGACACCUUGGAAAAGCGGCUGUUACAAAUACAGGAUAUUCUCCUGAUGAAAGGUGAAGGAGAAGUUAAGUUGAAUAUGGCCAUUGGCAAAGGGGAACAGGCCUUGAGAAGUAGCAACAAACAAGGUCAGAAGGUGAUUCAGACUCAGCUACAGACCCUUAAAGACGUGUGGGCUGACAUCAUGAGCUCCUCUGUCCGUGCUCAGAGCACUUUGGAGUCUGUGAUUAGCGAAUGGAAUGACUAUCUAGAGUGGAAAAACCAGUUGGAGCAGUGGAUGGAAUCAGCGGAUCAAAAAGUAGAGCAUCCCUUGCAACUGCAGCCGGGUCUGAAGGAGAAGUUUUCCCUUCUGGACCACUUCCAGUCCAUCUUAUCUGAGGCAGAAGAUCAUGCCAGAGCCCUGCAGAGUCUCACCUCAAAAUCCAGGGAGCUCUACCAGAAGACAGAGGAUGAAUCUUUCAAGGAAACAGCUCAAGAGGAACUGAAAACACAGUUUAAUGAUAUAAUCACCGUUUCCAAGGAAAAGAUGAGGAAAGUGGAAGAGAUUGUGAAAGAUCACCUCAUGUAUUUAGAUGCAGUCCAGGAAUUCACGGAUUGGCUCCAUUCAGCGAAGGAAGAACUCCACCGGUGGUCAGAUGUGUCUGGAGACUCAUCAGCCACCCAGAAGAAAUUGUCUAAAAUCAAGGAGCUGAUGGAUUCCAGAGAGAUUGGGGCAAGCCGCCGAGGCAGAGUGGAGUCGCUGGCUCCAGCAGUGAAACAGCACACAAGUGCCAGUGGAUGUGAGCUCAUGGACACGGAGAUGCAGGCCCUGCGAGCUGACUGGAAGCAGUGGGAAGACAGUGUACUCCAAACGCAGACCAGCUUGGAGAACCUGGUUAGCCAAAUGGCCCUUUCAGAGCAGGAGUUCUCGGGCCAGGUGGCUCAUCUGGAGCAGGUGCUGGAUCAGUUCAGUACCCUUCUGACAACUUGGGCCCAGCAGUUAGCCCUCCUGGAAGGCAAGAACACCGAUAAGGAGAUAGUGGAAUGUUGGCAGAAAGGACAAGAGAUACUGGAUGCCCUACAAAAAGCAGAGCCUAAAAUAGAGGAUCUUAAGUCUCAGCUGAAUGAACUUUGUCGAUUUUCCAGAGACCUCAGUACAUACAGUGGAAAAGUUUCUGGCUUGAUUAAAGAAUAUAAUUGGUGA
Messenger RNA from Neomonachus schauinslandi (Hawaiian monk seal), 9099 nucleotides. Its product is annotated as nesprin-1-like. The transcript has 54 exons. Lineage: Eukaryota; Metazoa; Chordata; Mammalia; Carnivora; Phocidae. The coding region runs from base 1 to 9099 and encodes 3032 amino acids. Gene Ontology annotation, molecular function: protein binding. The record is from RefSeq and is a predicted model, not a curated record.